Blastomyces gilchristii SLH14081 is the source of this 785-nucleotide messenger RNA. RefSeq lists its product as uncharacterized. The record is from RefSeq and is a predicted model, not a curated record. The transcript has a single exon. The coding region runs from base 198 to 542 and encodes 114 amino acids. Lineage: Eukaryota; Fungi; Ascomycota; Eurotiomycetes; Onygenales; Ajellomycetaceae.
CUGGAUCUCUUCACAGCUUCUCCAUUGAGGCAUGCCAGUUACUCCAACUACCAGGAGAUCCAUCCUUAUACCGGGAUGGCGUACGUCGUUUGUUUUUUCAAGCAACAAACCAGUGCAUCGGUUAGAUACUGAAAUGAUUUUUUACCAACCAUCUAUUCAAACAGCUCGGCAACCAUGGGCCCAUAUGGAUCUACGAUAUGACCAACAUGCCCAGCAACAACAAUAACAACAAUGAUGAACCCGCCUACAGCGCAUCUGCACCGGCAUCUCCGAUACCGACUAUUCUCCUCCACGGCGGCUCCCUCCUCAGCCCCAUCAAGAGAAUACAAGGAGACUGGGCUGGUGACCCCGUCCUCGUACCCCGGGUCUCGGGCUCUUUCAACGCGCGCGUGGCGCAGGUGGUCAUGUCCGGGCUUUUCAUCCUAGGUAAUAAGGGUCGAUUGAUGAAGAGAGGUCGGAUCGGUUGCUUUUGGGAGGUCGGUGCCAGAGUGGAAUGCCACGUUGGGGUUUGUGAGGGGGAGUGUGGGCGGUGCGAAGUCUAGGGCUGCACGGGUUUCGGGUUUGGGGGAGGUUGGGAGGUUGUUGUGGGCUUUGGGGUUGGAUGUUCUUUUGAUUAAGGGGUAAGUGGGUAUUGUAAUUGUUGAUGAGCGAUGAUUGGAAUUAUGUUGUUAUAUCUAUAUGGUUUCGAUUAAAUAUCGGAUACACGAUUUUGCAGUUAUCAUGGUCGAAAGACAACGAAGUAUAUAUCAAAUGAGUCCCACGAAUGAAAUAGGGGUCCGGGUGCG